This is a messenger RNA of Molossus molossus (Pallas's mastiff bat), 772 nucleotides long. It is a transcript of the gene DYDC2, whose product is annotated as DPY30 domain containing 2. NCBI's taxonomy places the organism in Eukaryota, Metazoa, Chordata, Mammalia, Chiroptera, Molossidae. Gene Ontology annotation, cellular component: Set1C/COMPASS complex. The record is from RefSeq and is a predicted model, not a curated record.
GAAGCAGGACUGGAACUUGCCCACAGGAUGGAAACUGACUAUCUGAAGAGGUGCUAUGGAAACUGCCUUUCCCAGGCACUGGCAGAGGUGGCGAAGAUUCGGCCCAGUGACCCCAUAGAGUACCUGGCUCACUGGCUUUAUCAUUACAAGAAAAUCACUAAAGCCGAAGAGGAUAGGCAGGAGGAGAUCCAGCUGAAGGAGGAAUAUGAUGAUAUCCUCAAGGAAACCGGAAUGACAGUACUGAAGCAAGCAGAGGAUCAGAUUCACCAGGAGUAUGAAAAGUGCCAUUCACCACUGAUAUGUGUAGCUGGUCCUACAAAGAAGACCAUAUUCCUGCAGAACACAAAACCCCUUGAAAAGGAGUCCUUGAAGCAGGAAGGCCUGCCAGGUACUUCCAGUGUGACUCCAGCAAUGCCUCAGCAGAUUCCUUCUGACUCAUCUGGCCAGACCGACUAGAAUGUUGAAACUGCACAAGAAAUAAAUUACUAGGCUUUUCGGCAUGAAGUGCUCCUAAAACAUCUUGGUUCCAAAUCUCCUUCUUAGGUUAUAAGAAGGUAGAUAAUUUUAACGAUGCUUUUCUCAAAGCUGCAAGCUGAGAAAAUGGCCAUCUAGAAGAGCUUGUACCUAAAGAUGCUAACUAUCUGGAUUAAAUUAAGAUUUGAGGGGCUGUGGAAGGAGGUGUCUACAGGGAGUCCCCUGCCCAAGUACUGUUCUGAUAGCCAUGAAAACACCUUAUUUAUGUGAGGAUUCGAACUAGUUAUCAGAUCAAAUA